Molecule: messenger RNA, 1162 nt
Organism: Thermothielavioides terrestris NRRL 8126
Lineage: Eukaryota; Fungi; Ascomycota; Sordariomycetes; Sordariales; Chaetomiaceae
Exons: 4
Coding region: 207-830 (207 amino acids)
Biological process (GO): protein folding; protein peptidyl-prolyl isomerization
Cellular component (GO): endoplasmic reticulum; fungal-type vacuole
Molecular function (GO): peptidyl-prolyl cis-trans isomerase activity
Source: RefSeq, a predicted model, not a curated record
CCGCUAAAUGGUCAAGGGCCACUGAGCCAUGGGUUGGAGCUGCUCCCGUCCAAGGUGAAACGUAGCUUCCAAGGUUCAAGAACAGUCGACGAACCUCGUCCCUUGUUUUCACUGCUUUCCCCUUCGCUCGGUCCAAUUGAUUUGGAACGAUCACCUUUCCACCUCGCAGUUCCGCCGGACAGACUACAGACCCCUAUACAGCCAAAAUGUUCAACCUCAAGCGGCUCGUUCUCGCCGCCUCGGUGAUGGUCGGCGUCGGCUUGAUGGUUGCGCAGCCGGUUGCCGCCGCCAAGGGCCCCAAGAUCACCCACAAGGUCUACUUCGACAUUGAGCACGGCGGCGAGCCCCUUGGCCGCAUCGUCAUGGGUCUCUACGGCAAGACUGUCCCCAAGACGGCCGAGAACUUCCGUGCUCUGGCCACGGGCGAGAAGGGCUUCGGCUACGAGGGCUCCACUUUCCACCGUGUCAUCAAGCAGUUCAUGAUCCAGGGCGGCGACUUCACCAAGGGCGACGGCACCGGUGGCAAGUCGAUCUACGGCGACAAGUUCCCCGACGAGAACUUCAAGCUCAAGCACAGCAAGAAAGGCCUCCUCUCCAUGGCCAACGCGGGCAAGGACACCAACGGCUCCCAGUUCUUCAUCACCACGGUUGUCACCUCUUGGCUCGACGGCCGCCACGUUGUCUUCGGCGAGGUCCUCGAGGGCUACGACGUUGUCGAGAAGAUCGAGAACGUCGAAACGCAGCCUGGCGACAGGCCGGUCAAGACCGUCAAGAUCGUCAAGAGCGGCGAGCUGGAGGUCCCUCCUGAAGGUAUCCACGUGGAGCUCUAAGGGCUGUUUUUUCAAUGUGUACCGUUUCCCUCUUCUUCCCUGAAAACAGACUCGGAUUUGCCUGAAGACGGAACCGAAAAGACGCCCGCCACAAACAAGGAGGCUCCGGACACCGAAACCGACGAGGACUACCACUUCCUGGUCCAGGGUUGACGCUCUUUGGCAUCGUCGUGGCGGUGAUGGCGGUGUGGUUCCGAUUUUCGAGGGCCGACCAGAAGCGCAACAACAUUGGCUACGAGAAGACGCGGGCAUGAAUUGUAGAAAUACAGCUUCCCAUCGAGAUUUGGUUGCCGUAUUUCCGUGAACGCCGAGGUGAUUUCCAUGGAAGGGGU